CUCGCAUUUGUUUCCCGCUAGACGCUUUUAAACUGCCGCCUCAUUAUUUUGGAUUUCGUGGCUUUUAUUUCCAAUUUGUGGUUCCUCGCCCCCCCACCCCACCCUUGUCCCCCUCCCUCGGAGAUGAUGACCCCCCCCCCCUUCAUCGUGGCGUCUCCUUUGUGCGCGUCUAUCAGCUCAAAUAUUUGCGAUGCGUAAUAAACGUGCCUUGAUCAGGCUCAAAAUGUACUUUGAUAGAGAAACACUGCACCGCGAUGGCUGAUAAGUGUGUGUGUGUGGGGGGGGGGGUCGCGUCUUGAGAGCCACAAUGUAAUUAGUAACUAGCCCCCCCCCCAGCCCACCCUCCCCAUCUUUGAUGUGCACCCAUCAAUACUGUCAGGACCUAUUGAUUGGAUUCCAGCGCGGGGGAAAAAUUCGAUUAAUAAAAAAAAAAGAAGAAAAAUGAAGUUAGAAUUCGUGUGAGAGUAUAUAUAUAAAAAAUACACGAGUGGGCAAGUAAGCGGGAAAUAUUUUUUAAUAAAAUGUCAAAAGUGUCAAAUCAAAUGUUGCAUGUGCGAAAUUUUAUUUUAGGCCUUUGAACGCGUGAAGAAAGUCAGUGAAAAAUUGAGCCGAAAUUAAGGGGCCAAACAUUUUAACGAUUGAUUAAAAUGAUAUUCAAAAAUUUAAAUGGGUAUUCAAACGAUUUUUCUUUUCAAUCCAUAAAUGAAAAUGUGAAUUAAAAAAAAGAGGAAUACGUUCGUACAAAAAGGAAAAGAAAAAAAACGACUUGGGGGGGGGGGCUAACGUUAACGAGAAAAUGGAGUUUAAAAUAAUGAAUUUAAUGCUAUUAAUUAAAUAAAUAAUAAUUAAGUCAUGACUAAUCUCCCCCCCCCAAAAAAAAAAAAAAAAAAAAAAGUGAACGAGCGGUCGUAAUGGUGCACUUAAUAAAAUGAACUAAUUGAAUGACGCUCCCGUGUUGCGUUUGGAAUUUGGAGAGAGUUUCGUGCCGCAGCCGCGGGGGUGGUGGUGGUGGUGGUUGGGGGGGGGGGGGCGGGGGGUUUAUCAGGGCCGUACCUGGGAUCGACACCCUCGGUCCCCUGCGCUGAUUGGCCGAGCCCCCGAAUAAAUCGGUGCCCUCGCUUCGGGGGUGCCCUGACAGCGACCCCCCCCCCCAACCCCCGGCCCGACAUGCACCACUUCGCCGCGGAUCCGCCGUGCUCGGGCCCCUCCAGCCCGGACUCCAACAGCGGGGGGGCCGCGGGCGUAAAGUGCGGAGGGGGCCCGCGGGUGCGGAGGCCGCUGAACGCCUUCAUCAUCUGGACCAAAGAGGAGCGGAGGCGCCUGGCCCUGCUCAACCCGGACCUGGAGAACACCGACCUCAGCAAGAUACUCGGGAAAACGUGGAAAUCUAUGUCUCUGGCCGACAAGCGUCCGUACAUGCAGGAGGCCGAGCGCCUGCGGGUUCAGCACACCAUCGACUACCCCGACUACAAGUACCGCCCUCGCCGCAGGAAGCAGCUGAAGAAGAGCGCCAAGAUGGCCGCCGCGGCGGCGGACCCCCCGCCGCCCUCCUGCCCCGCCGCCGCCGCCGCCGGCUUCAACCUGACCUACAACCUGACCUGCCUGCUCCAGAACCAGCAGAACCAAUUCCACACCAGCUUCCCGGCCAACUAUCCGGCGACCCCGUUUUGUCAGGAGACCCCCGCGCCGGACGCGUUCUGGGUUCCGGACCCGACCGAGCCUCACCUGCGCUACGCGGAGCGGGCCGAGUCCAGGUUCUUCCCGGGACCCUCGCUGGAGUUCUACCUGGAGCGGGUCCAGCUGGACACGCUGUACGAUCUGGACCGCAGCGAGUUCGAACAGUACCUGGGCCCGCCCGGACCCCGCGGAGCCGAGGCGGCGGCGGAUCCGGGCUGCUACCGCAGAGAACAACGCUCGCUGUCCUGA
Syngnathoides biaculeatus (alligator pipefish) is the source of this 1926-nucleotide messenger RNA. RefSeq names its product SRY-box transcription factor 32 (gene sox32). The record is from RefSeq and is a predicted model, not a curated record. Gene Ontology annotation, molecular function: DNA-binding transcription factor activity, RNA polymerase II-specific; RNA polymerase II cis-regulatory region sequence-specific DNA binding. The coding region runs from base 1168 to 1926 and encodes 252 amino acids. The transcript is spliced from 2 exons. Lineage: Eukaryota; Metazoa; Chordata; Actinopteri; Syngnathiformes; Syngnathidae. Gene Ontology annotation, biological process: regulation of DNA-templated transcription; cell differentiation; anatomical structure morphogenesis.